ACGGUUCGUGAGCUCCGCCACUUCAACGGACACCACCAAGGCAAUCUCUUCUCUGAAUUGCUUCACUCUCUUUGUUCUCAAACCCUAGCUCAUCCCCAAAAUGUCCUCCCUCUCUCUCCGGAUCUCCUCCUCCGUCGCCGCCAAUGCCAGAUCCGAAUCCGAUCAUCGCCUCCGUCUCCUAUCGUCUUCCUCCCCCACCGUCGCCACCUCUCCCGCGCUCCACUUCUGCGGCCUCAGAACCGAAGCUUUGAAGCUCGGAGCAAAGUCGAAUCGGUGGAAGGUGGUGUCAGCGGCGGUGGCGCCGCAGGAUGGGAGCGCUUCCGAUGAGUUUGAUUACGAUCUGGUGAUCAUCGGAGCUGGAGUCGGCGGCCACGGCGCUGCUCUUCACGCCGUUGAGAAGGGCUGGAAGACUGCGAUCAUUGAAGGUGAUGUGGUUGGAGGAACAUGUGUGAACCGGGGCUGUGUUCCUUCCAAAGCUCUCCUUGCUGUGAGUGGGCGGAUGCGGGAGCUUCAGGAUGAGCAUCACAUGAAGGCUUUUGGUUUACAGGUUGCUGCAGCUGGGUAUGAUAGGCAAGGAGUAGCUGAUCAUGCAAAUAAUCUUGCCUCAAAAAUCAGAAGUAACUUGACCAAUUCAUUGAAGGGUCUUGGAGUUGAUAUACUUGAAGGUGUUGGCACAAUUUUGGGUCCACAAAAGGUGAAAUAUGGAAAAGUUGGCUCCUCUGGCAAUGUAAUAACAGCAAAAGAUAUAAUAAUUGCUACUGGCUCUGUACCUUUCGUCCCUAAGGGAGUUGAAGUUGAUGGGAAAACUGUAAUAACCAGUGAUCAAGCACUUAAAUUGGAAUUUGUUCCCGAUUGGAUAGCCAUUGUUGGCAGCGGCUACAUUGGUCUUGAGUUUAGUGAUGUAUAUACAGCACUUGGAAGUGAGGUUACAUUUGUUGAAGCUUUAGAUCAGCUUAUGCCUGGCUUUGAUCCUGAGAUUGGGAAAUUGGCUCAGCGGGUUCUAAUUAAUCCUCGAAAAAUUGAUUACUAUACUGGUGUAUUUGCAAGCAAGAUUACUCCAGCUAAGGAUGGAAAACCUGUUAUGAUUGACCUCAUUGAUGCAAAGACAAAGGAACCAAAGGAUACUUUAGAGGUAGAUGCUGCUCUUAUUGCAACUGGUAGGGCCCCUUUCACAAAAGGGCUUGGUUUGGAGAAUAUCAGAGUAGAAACCCAAUGUGGUUUUGUUCCUGUUGAUGAACACAUGCAAGUAAUUGAUGCGGAUGGAAAGCUGGUUCCUCACUUGUAUUGCAUUGGUGAUGCAAAUGGAAAAAUGAUGCUUGCUCAUGCUGCAAGUGCCCAAGGAAUCUCUGUUGUUGAACAAAUUAGUGGAAAGGACAAUGUGCUGAAUCAUUUGAGCAUCCCAGCAGCGUGUUUCACCCAUCCUGAGAUCAGUAUGGUGGGGCUGACGGAGCCUCAAGCAAGGGAAAAAGCUGAAAAGGAGGGAUUUGAAGUAAGUGUUGCCAAGACUAGUUUUAAGGCUAACACAAAGGCCCUAGCCGAAAAUGAAGGGGAGGGACUUGCUAAGUUGAUAUACAGACGGGAUAAUGGAGAGAUCCUUGGAGUUCAUAUUUUUGGACUACACGCUGCAGACCUCAUACACGAGGCAUCCAAUGCAAUAGCUCUAGGGACAUGUAUACAGGACAUAAAGUUUGCUGUUCAUGCACAUCCAACCUUGUCCGAGGUGCUUGAUGAACUCUUCAAAUCUGCUAAGGUAGGGAGGACAGGCUCCUUAGGUCCUGAAAUGAAAUCCUCUCCCAUUCUGCACUGGUUAAAAUCAACAUCUCUAGUCCAGGUGUGGCACCUGUUACUGUCUAAGUUCUCAACAUAGUAUUACAUUCCGACAACACUCAUUCAAUCAGAGACUCCAAGAAGCUGCCCGUCUUCUUAAGAGGAUCCAUCCACAAAGAAUUAUUACAUCUUGGUUCCAGGUGCUACAAAUUUUCUGAUAAUUGUUUCCUCAUUUUUCGGUUAUUUUCUCUGAUAGAAUUGCACUCUAAUGUUAGAGCUCAGGCUGCAGUUCUGUUUGUUCCCUUUUUAUUUUUUUCAUAGGACUACUGUUGAGGUUUUGUCAUGGAGAUACAUAGAUACACCCCCAACGACAAUAGAUAGUAGACAUGAGUUUUUUUACUCAACUGAAAUCUUUUGGCAACCUUCCUUUUCAGACCAAAGGAGAAAGAAACCCAAAAUGGUGACCAAUUUUUCCCCUUUUCCCUUUUUAUUCUUAAGCUAUGGGAUUGUAUUUUGUGAGAUUUUAUCAAUAAAAAUUUUAAUUAAAUAAAAAUCUUCUUUUCU
Molecule: messenger RNA, 2331 nt
Organism: Vitis riparia (riverbank grape)
Lineage: Eukaryota; Viridiplantae; Streptophyta; Magnoliopsida; Vitales; Vitaceae
Product: dihydrolipoyl dehydrogenase 2, chloroplastic-like
Exons: 16
Coding region: 101-1867 (588 amino acids)
Cellular component (GO): mitochondrion; oxoglutarate dehydrogenase complex
Molecular function (GO): flavin adenine dinucleotide binding; dihydrolipoyl dehydrogenase (NADH) activity
Source: RefSeq, a predicted model, not a curated record